Messenger RNA from Anthostomella pinea, 309 nucleotides. Lineage: Eukaryota; Fungi; Ascomycota; Sordariomycetes; Xylariales; Xylariaceae. The record is from the annotation of a GenBank genome assembly.
AUGACUGACCCGUUAAUCGUGAACGCAAUCAUAAACGAGUUGUUAGACACUGCCAUCGCGGAUGCCAUCAUGGCGGAGUCGUUCACGACUCUUGAUGCCCUCCAGACCGAGCCUGCGACCGUAACUGCUGCACCUGUGCCCGAGACCAUCCCGCCCUCGCUCGAAGCCCUCACCUCUUUCAAGUGGGAUAAUAAAGCUGCUGCACAAAAGGCGCGUUUCGAUGCCUGUGAGGCCGCUGGCUUCGCAGCUACCGAAGCCGACGGGAGUCUGCGUUUGGAGGAUUCAGGCGACAGUCGUGCGAUGUUAUAA